AUGGUCGCUGAUACAAUUCUUUAUCAUCCAACAUUCGGUAAAUUAACCAGAUUCCUUGAUUCUACUCCCAAGAGAGAAAAAUGUUUUAGAUUAGUGGUAUAUUUGUCGAGAUUUUUGUCGUACUACUUACAAAGACAAGGAUUUUCACCAGAUGUGGUUAACAUAUUUAAAGACUUGAAGCAUCACAUCACAAUUAUCAGGAAAGGUAUGAGAUUCUUGAAGCCUUUGAACCAUCUUCAAGCUGCAGCCCAAACUUUCGAUAAUAAGUUAAUGGAUCCAGUUUUGCAAAAGACCACGGUUAUUAAAAACUUGGGUUACGUUGGAUACCUUUCGUUGGAUUCGAUUACGUGGUUGAAGUUGAUGAACAUCCUUUCAGCCAAGAGAUUCCCAACAAUUUCCACCUGGUCGUCGAGAUUCUGGUUGAUUGCCUUGAUUGCGGGUGUUAUCAACUCAUUGAGAACUUUGAAGAUCAGCAACGCCAAGUUGGAAGAAAAAGAAAGCGAAGAGAUCAACCAGAAGAUCUACGCUGCCAAGAGAAAAUUGGUCUGGGACUUCUUGGAUAUGUUCACCUGUUUGAACAGUUUGAACUACUUGCACUUCACCGAAGGAGAUGUUGGUUUAGCUGGUACUAUUACUUCGAUUAUGGGUUUACAUGACUUGUGGAAGUCUUCAAAAUAA
Debaryomyces hansenii CBS767 is the source of this 678-nucleotide messenger RNA. RefSeq names its product Pex11p (gene PEX11). Gene Ontology annotation, biological process: regulation of peroxisome size; peroxisome fission. Bases 1 to 678 code for a protein of 225 amino acids. The record is from RefSeq and is a predicted model, not a curated record. The transcript has a single exon. Lineage: Eukaryota; Fungi; Ascomycota; Pichiomycetes; Serinales; Debaryomycetaceae. Gene Ontology annotation, cellular component: peroxisomal membrane.